GGCCGGCCGUGGGAGCUCGAGGCACGAGCCCUAACCUUAGCGUUAUACCCUUCCCCUCCCCUUCCAUCGCUGUUGUUGACGAUGUCCGCCAAUUUUCAGGCCACGGCGGGCGAGCUUUCGCUCGUGACGCGAAUAUUUGCUCAAGCCGACCCAAAUAAGACAGGUUUCCUGUCUGGAGACGUUGCUGUACGAGUAUUUGGCGGGGCCAAGCUCCCGCCCACGGUUCUCGGAGAAAUAUGGAAUAUUGCAGAUGACGAGAACCGAGGGUCAUUGAAUAGUAAGGGCGUGGCAGUAGCACUCAGGCUCAUAGGAUGGGCGCAGAAGGGAGAGAAGGUCACUCCCGCUCUCGUCAAUCAAGCUGGCCCUUUGCCAAUCAUCGAGGGAGUCUCAGGUAUCUCUACUCACAAUACUGGGAUGUCGAUACCUCGCUCGCCUCCACCCUUGUCUGGUUUACCUCCAUUUACUGCCCAGGAUAAGGCCAAGUUCCAAAAUAUGUUCUUAAAGUCCGGACCAACAAACGGACUUCUCAAUGGUGAAAAAGCUCGCGACAUUCUUAUAAAGUCGAAACUUUCAAACGAGAAACUUGGUCAAAUUUGGAAUCUCGCAGAUACCCAUGACCGUGGCUCCCUUGAUGCAACAGACUUCGCUAUUGCGAUGUACCUCGUUCAAGGAGCAAUGUCCGGUCAAAUCACCACCAUUCCCUCGGUCCUACCCCCUGCUUUGUACCAACAGGCUUCGGGAUCUCCUGCAGUACAGAGCGCCGUCCGAGCUCAAACAACGGGAACUAGUGGCUCUUUCAGCCCUAUCAACAGCACUUUCUCUCAGAGAACUGUUCAGUCUCAGUAUACAGGUCAGAACCAGUUACCUUUACAGGCAGACGUCACAGGUGGUUUCCCGGCACGUAGGGGUCCUCCCGUACCUCCUCAUCUCCCCGCACGGCCCAGUCCCUCGCAAGUUGGAUCCGGGGCGUUUGGCCGGGCGAGCGUAAAUACCCAUUGGGAUAUCACACCGGCGGAGAAGACCGAUUCCGACAAAUUCUUUGAUAACCUUGAUUCACAAAGACGAGGCUACAUUGAAGGCGAUGUUGCAGUUCCAUUUAUGCUCGAGUCACAACUUGGUGAGGAAGACUUGGCUCGAGUUUGGGACCUUGCUGAUAUUAACAACGACGGUCGCCUCACUCGCGAUGGAUUUGCCGUUGCUCUGUAUCUUAUCAAAAAGAAGCUGGCCGGUGUAGAUGUACCCGCAACUCUGCCACCGACUUUGGUUCCACCUUCUAUGCGCAAACCCAAUGGCUCUGCAUUUGCACCUGCACCUUCUCCUCCACCUCCUGCUGCACCAGAGCCCGCUAUUGAUCUAUUAUGGGAUGACGCGCCGGCCCAACCGGUACCCGCAGCUGCCCCUUCUCGGGCGUUCAGCAUUCCUCUCCAACCGACGGGCUCUCAAGUCUCACCGCCUGCCUCGUCGUUCAACUCGCCUCCUCAACCGAAGCCGGCGGCCCAAGACCCAUUCCGUUCUUCACCUUUCGGAUCUGGAUCUGGAUCUGCCGCAGCCAAGGACCUACUUAGUGAUGAUGACGACGUGCAAGCUGCGCCUCCUCGAUUGCACGAUCAAUCUGCUGAGAUCGGUAACACUCAAAACCAACUUAACUCCACGAACCGAUCAUUGGAAACCACCAAGACCAAGCGAGCCUCCGUCGAACAGACUCUUGCUAACCAGGCUGCUCAAUUAAGUGCACUGCAGACCCAGCUUUCGUCGGCAAAGGCUGCUUAUGAGACAGAAACCAAACUGUUAUCAACCCUUCGGGAUCGCUUGAAUGCUCAGACAGCCGAAAUUCAGAAGACCCGAGAGACCCUUAUCAGCUCGGAGAGUGACUUGAGCGCUGUCCGAGUCGAGAAGGCAGAGAUCGAAGGUGCCUUUUUACGAGACAAAGAGGAGGCCAGGGAGUUGCAUCGUAAGAUGUUGGAGUUCAGCCAGCAAGCUGACGCGUUGAAGGUGGAGACGGAGAAAGUCAAGAAAGAAGCCAAGCAGCAGAAGGGAUUACUCGCGAUUGCCAAGAAGCAGCUGAGCACCAAGGAGGCUGACAGAGCCAAGGCCGAGAAGGAGUUGCAAGAGGCUAAUGCCGAGUUGGUUGCAGUGAACAAGGAGAAGGCAGAGACCGAAAUGAAGAUUGCAGAGCUAGAUGCUACACCGAUAGUUGCGCCUGCUCCAGAACGGGCACUUUCAUCUGACUCGGUUGCCUUUGCUGCGUCACACGCGCUGCCUGCUACGCCUGAUCCGACAAGUCCAGCCGUUAGCACCAAAAGCAACAACCCCUUCGAUAGGCUGGCGAUGUCGUCCGGGCAUUCGACUCCACGCUCAGAAUCACCGUUUAUGCCAUUUGCUGCUACGUCCCUUCCAAGCCCGCCCACUACCACUAGUGCAAACGUUACUGAAAGUGGUGAUCCCUUUGGUUUCUCUCAAGCGUUCGAGAGCCUGGAUGUGUCGCCCGAGCCGGCGGCGUUGGAAGCUACCAAGGCUCCUAUCGAAGAACCGGAAGUAUCUACUCCAAAGCCACCAGCUGCUGAGCUUGGGAUGUCUACUGCGCAACUACCGUCAGAAGCACCCACAUCACCUGGUUCCGCUAGUGAGACCGAGGUUUUCAGCACUCCACCCACGACAUCUGCAGGUCUCCCGGAGUCUGCUAAUGGCAAGCAGUCAACGUUAGAAGACGUGCCUUCCAAAUUUCCUCUAAUUGAGGAACCUGUCACUGUGUCGCCUGCGCCUGAAAGCGAAGUUCCUACGGAGCCUCCAAGGAAGUCUGAAGACCACACUGAUUUGGGAGCCCCACUAAAAGAAAUUGAAGUGGAAGAAUCGGAUAGUGAUAGUGAAGAAGAUGAGGUUCCUCUCGCACUACUGGCCAAGAGGCUGUCGGAAAGCCCACCUGUGAUUGCUGCACCUCCGCCGGCUGAAACAAAUGGACCCUCAACUGCACCCGCGUCGUCAUUUGAUGAUAUAUUCGGUGUCGGCUCUUCGCCUUCCCCAGCCACUGCCGCUACCUCGACAGGAGAGGCGGAUGCGUUUGGGGUACCUAUCAAAAAAUCCCCCAGUCCUUUUGACACGUCCGACGUCUUCACUUCGUCACCUACGGAGAAACCACAGAAUGGGCGCGUCGUAUCGGGAGUCAAUGUAUUCGACGAGGCAAUGGGCAAAUUGCCAAGCACCGGACCAUCGCCUACCAGUUUCAGCUUUGAUUCUGCAUUUGAAGACAACUUCGACUUUGGAGCCUCAACCGAGCCAGCUUUCCCGCCUGCUCCCAAAGCUGUCAACGGUGGUGCUACGUCACCACUACCCGCGCCCACCAAAGAUGAUGGUUUUAAUUCCCUGUUCACGACGCCUACCAUUGUUACAACUAACGGAAGUCACACAUCUGCACCGGCUUCAGAUCGCGUGCCAACGCCCACUCCUGCAGCUGCGUCAACUACAACCUCACCUACAAGCACGACAGAACCUUCUGGACCGUCAUUUGAUGAUGUGUUUUCGGGCUUCAACCCGUCUCCGUCAUUGAAUUUGGACACGACGUUAACGGCAACCCCAGUCAAGGUCACCGAGUCACCGAAGCCGCUGCCUGCAAGUGCGUCGCCACCGAGUUCUCUACAGGGCGGCCGCCCCAUCUCGCCCCCUAUAAGAGAAAGGUCGCCACCGCCGCGCGUUAGUUCACCCAAACCCCGGCCUUCGACGUCAUCAUCAAGUAAGGAAGGACAUGAGCUCAGGCCUCCCCCGCCACGGCAUUCGAAACUCAGUAUACGACUACCAUUUGGGAAGAAGAAGAAACAAGAGGCCGUGGCGCCUCCGCCAUCUCAGUUCCUGACGCCUCCCGCUGAAGAGCUAAGGAGCACGACUCCCGCUAGCGACGACGAUGUUGAGCCUGUCAAACAGCUGACAGCUAUGGGUUUCAGCCGAACCCAGGCAGUUGCAGCCCUUGAAAAAUACGGCUAUGACGUUUCACGCGCGCUGAAUAGUCUGCUUGGUCAAUAAAGGUUUCGCAUACUGCUUCGUUCCAAUGUACAAAUAUGUUCACCUUAUUUACCUCAACUUUCGUUAAAAUGAACAGUUCCCUACGGAUUCUUAUUUACGUUCCACAUUCACUUACUUAAUUUCCCGAAUCUCCUCUAAUGGUCUGCUUCGGCUUGACGUUGUAUGCAUGCUUUUGCGUACAAAUUCUAUUGCAUUCUUCCGCUUUGUUGAGUGGGCUGCUACUCAGAUAUGAGUUCAAUUUGUUACUAUUCCUCAUCGUGUCGGAAAUUUAAUAUUUCUAAUUCCAAAUAAAAUUCGUGGGCAGAAACUUGAGGAAUGCAACUUCGCAAAAGAGCGCCAAUCACGAUUUAUGCAGUACUAUUGCAGAUGCCAUAAGCAG
Desarmillaria tabescens is the source of this 4393-nucleotide messenger RNA. RefSeq lists its product as uncharacterized. Gene Ontology annotation, molecular function: protein binding; calcium ion binding. The coding region runs from base 82 to 4014 and encodes 1310 amino acids. The record is from RefSeq and is a predicted model, not a curated record. Gene Ontology annotation, cellular component: cytoplasm; plasma membrane. Gene Ontology annotation, biological process: endocytosis; endosomal transport. Lineage: Eukaryota; Fungi; Basidiomycota; Agaricomycetes; Agaricales; Physalacriaceae. The transcript is spliced from 7 exons.